Zootoca vivipara (common lizard) is the source of this 4712-nucleotide messenger RNA. It is a transcript of the gene CGRRF1, whose product is annotated as cell growth regulator with ring finger domain 1. Gene Ontology annotation, biological process: negative regulation of cell growth. The record is from RefSeq and is a predicted model, not a curated record. Lineage: Eukaryota; Metazoa; Chordata; Lepidosauria; Squamata; Lacertidae.
AAGGGAAGAAAGGGUAGCUCCGGAGGCUUCGUUGGCCCCUGGCGGGCAUGCGCAGGGUUCGUUCGCGCAGGCGCUUUGGGCCGACAACAAAGAGGGACUGAGGUGGCGGCGUUUCUUUCUCUCUCCCCGAUGGCUGCGGCGUUCCUGGUGGCGCUGUACGAGUACUCGCCGCUCUUCUACAUCUCUGUCGUCUUCAUCUGCUUCCUGGUCACCAGCGGCCUAGUCAUGGGCUGGUUUGGGUGGGAUGUUCCCGUGAUUCUGAGAAAUUCAGACGAAGCUGAAUCAACAGUGAAAGUGUCCCAGAAACAGAUGCGGCAGGUGAAAAACCCAUUCAGCCUGGAAAUAAAAAACCUGGAAACGGCUUCAGUUGCAAAUGGCAUAACACUGGUGCCUGAUUGCCUGGAAGACUGCCUCCUUACGUGCUACUGGGGCUGCAGCGUGCAGAAAAUCCACGAAGCUCUGCAGAAACACGCUUAUUGCUUUCGAAUAAAAACUCCGCAGGCCUUUGAGGAUGCCGUGUAUAACGAGUAUCUCUACCGCCAGCAGUAUUGCAUCGAGACGUCUGACAAAGCGGGAAAGCAUUGCCAGUUACCCAAAGAGGCACAAAUCAUUGACUUUGGCCCUGUGCCCAGAUCUCGGUACCCGCUAGUUGCACUGCUGACGCUAGAGGAUGAAGGCAACAGAGAAAUAUAUGACAUUGUGUCUAUGGUAUCUAUAAUCCACAUUACUGAUGACAGUUAUAGGCUUUCCUGUCGAAUACUGUAUCAGUAUCUCCUCAUGGCCCAAGGUCAAUUUCAUGAUCUAAAGCAACUUUUCAUGUCUGCCAACAGCAACGCCUCAUCUCUAAGCAGCCCUCCCUCGGGUGACAGGACAGAGGACCGCGUCCUCCUCGAGAAAGCCGGGCUGGCUGAGGACGAGGCGGAGCUGCCAGAUGAAAACAGCAAGGACUGCAUCGUCUGCCAGAACAGGGCUGUCAACUGGGUGCUCCUCCCUUGCCGCCACACCUGCCUGUGUGACGAAUGUGUGAAAUAUUUCAAGCAGUGCCCAAUGUGCCGGCAGUUUGUUGGGGAGUCCUUUCCCCUGUGCGGCCGAAAAGAGUGAAGAACUGGGGGGGUGGAAAGGACAGAGCAGUUUGUACUUUUAUCCAGGCAGGGAGAGAAGAGAAAUUCAUGCAAAGAGUUGACAAGAUGAGUUUCGACCUUCUGGAAUAGUACCCAAGACCUUCCCUUCCUCUUGAACUUUGGGGGCUGGUUGUCUGGCCUGCUCUAAAGCACCUUCCCUUAGCAGUGGAUUUGAUUUGGAAGUAACAGUGCAGAAGUGUGCACAUUACAGGCAGAAACAGUGCUUGGAACUCUUUAUGAAGGAUAUCUCUUUGUACGUGCAGAUAAAUUUAUUGGGUAUUUUCGUGGCACUUUUCACCCAGAAGUUUCUCUCGACAGACUGAUGUGGAGAAAGAGGAAACAUCCCCUGAGAACAAUUAAUUUGUAUUUAUGUGUGUGUGUGUUUUAAAAAGUGCCGUCAGCCUGGUUUUCUACUUGAUAGUAAUGCUGCUCUUUUCAGUUGCAGCAAGUGCAGCAAGUGGGGGUGGGGCAGAAACAAAGAAAUAAAAUAUAGAAAGAGUUUUUCUUGCAACUCUUCAGUAGGUACACAUAUAUUUUGUGGACAACUGCAGAUCAGUUCUGCUUCAAAGAUUAAAUAUCUUACGGAGUUCCUGUCCAAUAUGAUGAUUGUUUCCCAAGUCACAGUCCCUGUAUAGGUCUUUAAAGCAGGUGUGGGAGACUUCUCUCAUGGCGUUCCCUCAUUGGCCAUAUUCAUGGUACCACAUACUGGGGGUGGGGGCAGUGGCACAAUGCCAAUGUGUGCAGAGCCCCAUGGAUGUGACUCCAGCCUUUGUAUAUAGUGGGUUGCGCUCUAACCAUGAAGAAGCUGGCAGUUUCCACCCAUGUGCCUCCUUUCCAUCUUCCUUGCAAGCGUCAUUUUUUGCAGUUUGGCUGCCCACCUUUUUUAAUGUUGCAUUUCAAAUUGUUGUCAGCUGCCUUGGGACCUUAGCCCCAAAGGCUAAAUAGGGUCACAUUUAGCCUCCAUGCUUGCAAUUCUUCACCUCUGCUUUAAAGUACAUAAAACCGGUACAUUGCAAAACAUCCUUUAACCAUACUGCCAGGUCCCCUAGAACUUAAAACGAUGUUCUUCCAGGGGCUUUUUGUAACCUUCAGUCCAGGGCUGCUUGCUCUACACUUUAUCCAAGACUUCUAUUUCUACUUUAAGCCGAGUUCUUGUGGGCAUCUGUGCCUCGAAAGACAGUGCAAUGUAUGGGAGCGAAGUCAAACAGCUGUGUUAGCACUGAAGUGACCUCCUUUGGGGUGCAAGCCUGGUCAGUGGGUCUGGGAGUCCUGGGCUGCCCAGACAACGAGAUCCCCCUCCCGGCCUUGUUGAUGUGGUCCAAAGGAAAGCAGAGCGAGACACUGGGCACCAGCUUGGCUUCAAGAGUUGGCCUUCUGGCGGUUCCCUCACUGCGAGAUGUGAGGUUGCAGGGAACCAGGCAGAGGGCCUUCUCGGUAGUGGCGCCUGCCCUGUGGAACGCCCUCCCAGCAGAUGUCAAGGAAAUAAGCAACUAUCUUACUUUUAAAAGACAUCUGUAGGCAGCCAUGUUUAGGGAAGUUUUAUUCUGAUGUUAUUAUUUAUUCUGAUGUUUUAUUCUGUUUAAUAUUCUGUUGGGAGCUGCCCAGAGUGGCUGGGGAAACCCAGCCAGACGGGCGGGGAAUUAAUUAAUUAAUUGCAUUGUGCCACUGCCCACCUCCCCAGCAUGUGGUAGAUGGAAGAUUGCCCACAAGGAAAUCUGGCAGAAAAGGCUCCCCACGCCUGCUUUAAAGACAUAAGCAGAGAUUGAAUUGGGAGACAAUCAUAUUGGACAGGAACUGCGUAAGACUGCAAGGCAUGCAAAUCUGCUAGGUAUUGUGAUUCCUCAGUGUGGCAGAAAUCAUCAUCAUCAUUGUGUGUGUGUGUGUGUUUGGCUUGUAGUUCCUUGCCCCUGGUAGCAUGCCCACAUGUCGGUGUUGCCACCUGCUGAUACGGCCCUAUCCGUCUGCUGUUUCCGCAGCCUCUUGGGGCUGCACCUGAGCUGUCGGCGUCUAGGCUCAGGAAACGGCUCCUUGCUUGCAACAUGGCACGAGAGACUGAGCUGCAGCUCCUCCAACAGAUGGCUCCCGUCAUGUUGGCAAGGCAAGGUUUCAUGUUUGCGUAAUUAGUCGCAUGUCAUAUUGAAAGCGAAGGCCUGUUUGCAUGCGAGAGAGGCUUCAGCCUUCGCGUGGUUCUUGGAGUUACGAGGCAAACUUGUCUGGGGGAGAUGCAGCCUCUUUCCAGUUCCUCUUGAAACAAAUGUAAAUAGGGCUAAGAAUAAUAAUAUUAUUAUUUAAUUUAUGCAUACAUACAUACCCUGUUUCUCAUAUUUUAAGACAUACCCAUAAAAUAAGCCAUAGCAGGAUUUUUAAGCAUUCAAGGAAUAUAAGCCAUACCCCGAAAAUAAGACAUAGUGAUAGGCACAGCAGCAAUGCCGGCCGCGGCAGGAGGAGGAGGAAAAAAAUAAGACAUCCCUUGAAAAUAAGCCAUAGUGUGUUUUUUUGAGGAAAAAAUAAAUAUAAGACGUGUCUUAUAAUAUGAGAAACACGGUACAUGCCCUGCCCAUCUGGCUGGGUUUCCCCAGCCACUCUGGGCGGCUUCCAACAAAAGAUUAAAAGUACAUUAAAACAUCAGUCAUUAAAAACUUCCCUAAACAGGGCUGCCUUCAGGGAAUAAGGUGGCAAGAAGAGGUCAGGUGCGCUUCCAGUGAGAGCCAGUGUGGUGCAGUGGUUAAGAGCAGUGGACUCAUAAUCUGGUGAACCGGGUUCGCGUCUCCGCUCCUCCACAUGCAGCUGCUUGGUGACCUUGGGCUAGUCACACUUCUCUGAAGUCUCUCAGCCCCACCCACCUCACAGGGUGUCUGUUGUGGGGGAGGAGGGGAAAGGAGAUUGUUAGCCACUUUGAGACUCCUUCGGGUAGUGAUAAAAGCGGGAUAUCAAAUCCAAAACACACUCUCAAAUCCGAAACUCACUCCCAUCAUGGAGGUUUGCACGAUAGGCUUCCAAUGACACCUUGCCGUCCCCUUGGAAUAAGACAGCAACUUGGGGACGCAGCUCAGUGGCGGAGCACAUGCUUUCCAGGUGCAGCAGGGGCGUAGCAAGGCGCUGCGACACCCGGGGCGGCAAAUUGCCAUGCACCCGGGUGGAAACUCUAGGUCAGGGGAAACUCUAGGUCAGGGGUUCCCAACCAAAUUUUCUCGAGGACCCCUCAUCGAGCCGCUAUUGUGACAAGGACCCCCAUUAAUUCCUAAUCCUAAAAUUAAAACUGAGAGCCAAAUUAAGAGUCUUUUUAUAUUUUAUAUUUAUACGUUUUUUACAGUUACGAUUUAGGUUCAAUGGACACUGACAAGAUCGGUUCGAGAGUCACUGACUUACUUGCUUGAACAUCAAAUGCAUUAUCUUCCUCUUCAUCUGUAGGCCUUUGUCGUUUUAACGAACCACUUUUUAACCAACGGUCCAUUUUUAACUACGCGAACUGUAGCUUCCGCGAAAAACAACGCUUUGUUUACAAACACUACUGUUUUGCAAAGAGGCAGCGCGCGCCAGGGAGGAGGGAGGGAAAUGGAGAAGACAGGGUACCUGCGCAGUAGCGCACAA